Molecule: messenger RNA, 2139 nt
Organism: Salvelinus namaycush (lake trout)
Lineage: Eukaryota; Metazoa; Chordata; Actinopteri; Salmoniformes; Salmonidae
Product: E3 ubiquitin-protein ligase TRIM7-like
Exons: 11
Coding region: 99-1436 (445 amino acids)
Molecular function (GO): protein binding
Source: RefSeq, a predicted model, not a curated record
UGUUUACUGAAUAUUUCCUCUUCAGUCUCUGUGGGGAGCAGGCUAGGCUACUAACUCUGUACUAGACAGUUCAAUUAUGUAUAAAAGCUUCAGAAACAAUGAAAAAUUGGACUGCAGAAACAUUAAAGGACAGCCAGAGCUUUGGAAGUUUUGGCAAAUCUGGUGGAAAAGAAACUCAUCCAUAUGAUUGUUGUUCACAACCAUUUGGGAAGCCUAAUCUCAGCCUUUAUCAGAUAAUCUCAAGACCACUGAAGAAAUGUAAUAUUAUUGUUAAGAAUUUUUUAAAGGGACCCUCUCGGAUUACCACCUUGGAAACAAGCCAGUCUCCAUCUCUGGAUGAGUGUAAAGUCAUAAUCAGAGAACUGGCCACAGAGCUACAUCGGAUAUCAAAGUAUCAAGAUAACUUCACCUCCAGCCACGAGGAUGGCUACAGCCUGGCAGAGUGUCAACAGUUCAUCCUACAAUGGGCGGAGGAGUUGAGCAUCUUACCGAAGAUAUCCGUGGGGCAAAGCAGGAGCUCACCAAAGGCCCUGCGUACCUGCUGGGAGGACUAUGAGGUAGAGGAGAGAACAUCUCCAAAAGAGGCUGAGAGAAGACUGGCAGAAGCUCAGCACAUCGUCUCAGAAUGGGCUGCAGGACUGCAAUCACGAAAACAGGACUCAGUGUGUCCAGGAGAGGAUGUGUGUUCAGUCCUGCAGGACCUGGAGGGACAGUGGAAGAGAGGGAAGCUACCCAACAUGCUCCCUGUCAUGGACUUCCUCAUCUGGACUGUGUUACAGGAACAGCCUCAAGAGGGCUCCAUCCCAGAGCUGUGGCUCAAAUCCAAGCAGAGGUUCAAACAUUCAGCCUUCACCACAGUGAUUCCUGAACCAGUAUGGGACUGGAUAAGCAAAGCAUCAGUUGACAUUCUCUUGGACCCUAAAUCAGCCAAUCCAGAUUUCAUAGUGUCCAACAAUCAGAAACGUGUGAGAGUGGGAAAAAUAAUAGAGAGUAAAAAUGAUCCUAGAGACGGAUACGGUCACUACCGCGCAUCUCACAAGUAUGAUGGGUGGUGGUGUGCACUGGGAACGCAGGGCUUUACCAAGGGUAGGCAUUACUGGGAGGUGGGGGUGGAAGGAAAGACAGACUGGAGGAUAGGGAUAACCAGGGAGUCUGCACCAAGAAGAGGCUUCGUUGAACUGAACACGUCAACAGGUUACUGGACACUUCGGAUGCAGGUCAAUGGGCUGAAGGCUCUAACGGUUCCGGCUGUCGAUAUCAAGAUUCCAGAACAUCUCAAGAAGAUCGGGGUCUACCUUGACAUUGAGGAGGGGCAGCUCUCCUUUUAUGAUGUUGUAGCACGCAGUCAUAUCUACACCUUCAAUGACACGUUUUCUGAACAGGUUUAUCCAGUCUUUGGCACAGUAGAGACAGACAGAGACCUUAUCAUACUGUAGUACACAGCUAAAUGGAAAAGAAAAGUCACAGAAGUUAUUGAGGAUGUCUCAUGACUAAGAACCACACUAGACCACAGGCCUUCAUUUAGUCUAAGUGAUGACAUUACCCUAUUUUUAACAGGGACAUUUGGGGAAAUUACUCCGCCCACUUGCUUUACGACGGUACCAAUUAUGCCAAAAAACACAGCUAAUUCCAUACACGGUGUAUACAAUAUUUAGUAACUUUGUUCUGAACAUGUUCUCUUCCGUCCCCAAGCACAACAGUAAUCCAUAAUGGUGACCAUGUCCUAUCCUUACUCCAGUUAUACUGUAGCAAUUUGAUUUCUAUCUUUCUUUUUUUAUGACUUGGGAAAAGCUUUACUUUGUGAAUUUAUUGAUAAGGUGACAUUAGAUGUUUACUAUGAUUUCAUCAGUUGAGGUUAGCUACAAAAAUAAUAUUUAUUUUUUCAUACUUCCUCAAUGAGUUUGUACAGGACUGACGACGCUAUAGAGGCUAAAAUCUGUUUCUUUUUUUGUUUUGCACUUAGCACUUUGCACUUUCUGUUAUUCUUUCAGGUAUGGAUUGAACGGAGUAUAUUUUAGUAUCUUGGCUUCCUUGGUUUGAUAUUUUAUUUCAGCUCAUGAAACAUGGGACCAACAUGUUGCCUUUAUAUUGUUGUUCAAACAGACCAUUUGAAGAAUUAAAUUCAAGACAAUUCAUGAG